AAUGUGACCGGUGUGAUUGCCAACUCAGAAAUCAAUGGCAUACCAUUCUCCAAGACCAAAAAUGACAUUUUCCCGGUCGUUGGUGCCGCUCCGCUUCUAACAGGCGACAACAUCAACGACAUCCAAAGCUUUAACAACCUUAUUAACCGCAACGAUGUGCCCUUCCUAACAGGCCUAACCGGUGCCCAAACCAACGGCGUCCUACAAAACACGGGCAACAACGACAACGUUCUCAACUCCGGCAACCAACCUUUCAUCACUACCGGACAGCUCCCACCCGAAACUCUUCAAAGGCUCAUGUUUGGGACCAUAACCGUCAUCGACGAUGAAUUAACCGAAGCACAUGAGUUAGGGUCAGCUGUGCUAGGCAGAGCACAAGGAUUCUAUUUGGCUAGCUCCUUGGAUGGUAACAGCCAAACCAUUGCCUUGACAGUUGUGUUGCAUGGAGGUGAACAAGAAGUCGAGGACACCAUUAGUUUCUUCGGUGUUCAUUGGACCGUGUCGCCCGAAUCGCAGAUCGUGGUGGUCGGUGGAAUCGGGAAGUACGAGCACGCCAAAGGGUACGCCUCGAUCGAGACCCUUCUUCACCAGGAGGAUCAGUACAUAACCGAUGGUGCGGAUACGAUGUUGCAUUUCAAUGUUUACCUCACCGAGUGA
Messenger RNA from Hibiscus syriacus, 657 nucleotides. Its product is annotated as dirigent protein 24-like. The annotation marks the transcript as partial. The record is from RefSeq and is a predicted model, not a curated record. The transcript has a single exon. Lineage: Eukaryota; Viridiplantae; Streptophyta; Magnoliopsida; Malvales; Malvaceae.